This is a messenger RNA of Phyllopteryx taeniolatus (common seadragon), 4136 nucleotides long. RefSeq names its product PPARG related coactivator 1 (gene pprc1). Gene Ontology annotation, biological process: positive regulation of transcription by RNA polymerase II. The coding region runs from base 104 to 3805 and encodes 1233 amino acids. The transcript has 15 exons. The record is from RefSeq and is a predicted model, not a curated record. Gene Ontology annotation, molecular function: RNA binding; transcription factor binding. NCBI's taxonomy places the organism in Eukaryota, Metazoa, Chordata, Actinopteri, Syngnathiformes, Syngnathidae. Gene Ontology annotation, cellular component: nucleus.
UUUGCCAGGAAUGUGUGAGGUCUCGUACCGGUUCGAUUGCUGGCUUUUGAUUGGCUAAAGCACUCCUCCAGUUCAUGUGCUAGUAAGGGAGUAAACUUGCAAGAUGGCGGUGCGGUGGGGCGCAGGCGAGGACACUUUAACGGCGUGCCAUAUGGAUUUUUUCCAUUUGAAUACACUCGGAGAGGCCGCUGAAUUGUGCUCUGGAGAAACACCGGAGUUUCUUCAAAGCUACUUGGACCCCUCUAUCCUUUCCAUCUUUGAUGACACCCCGUCCAUGGAGACAAAAGGACAAGACCAGGACAUUGAAGCCACGCUGUUAACCGCUCUGGCGGACAUCAUCGACAAUAUGGAUGAUGAGAACCCGUCCCCGUUUGACAUGCUGCCUGAGUCAGACCUGCUGUCGGGUCAGGGCAGAGAACACUCGCCGCUCAGGAGAUUGGUCUGUCUGCCACGGUCCCCUCCAGAGAAAGACUCCUCCUUAUGUUUAAGACCACUAUUGCCUGGAAAGAACCUCCCCAUGAUGACAACAGACUCCCUGCAGAGAAGUGACGGAGAUGAACAGGAUGCUGGCUCUCUCACUCUGAGCCCACUGAGGCCCAGUUUACCUUCUGACUGCACUUCGCCAGAUUGGGAAUGUCUGGCCAUCCCGGUUCCUGUCACCGUUGAGCAGGAGAGUGCCGACGGUCUUUCAGUCAGCCUGGGCGACUUGGUGAAACACAUGCAUCCAUACUGCAUGACCAUUAGCAUGGAGGAUGAUAAGGGCAUGCAGAUGUUACCCGAAGGAGGAAUCUUACUUGAAGUGGUAGAUCAGUGUAAAAAUGGAGAGCCAAUCCUGGCCAUCCAAGACCUCCCAUUUCCUCUACCAAUUGAAGAGUAUACAGAAAAUAAGCCAAGGGCAGGUGAUGAGGACGAUGUAGCUUCUGAGAGCUCAGAGCAUAUUGUUGUUGUUGAUGAUGAUGACUACGAUGAAGCGUUCUGUCAAGUUCCGGUGAAAAUUCCAGGCUUAUGUUCUGAUGGGAAAGAUAGCAUUAUGAUUAACAAGGAGAAGGAAGACACCCGAGCAAGAAGCCCUUCUCGUAGGAAAAGGAAAAAGAAAUGCAAGAAAUAUUGCCCACCUGUUGAGGGUCGGGUCCUCAGGAGUGCUUCAAUAAUACAUAAAAAACAAGAAUUACCCCCAGAGUUGAAAAAUAGGCAACUCAAGGAACAGAAGAAAAACAAAAUGCCAAAGGAUCCAGCUGGUCCUGAAGAUCCCUUUCUAAAACUUAAGGCCACAGGACUGUUAAAAGCUGCUGUUCCUGAAAGUCCAGCCCCAGCACUCUCCUCCCAGCAGCCAGAUAAAAUGUCCAAACGGCUGUCCCAAGCUCCUGACGAGAUCUCCACCCAACCAUCUUUAGUGUCUUCCAGCAACCCAGCAGCUGCUCUUAACAUCACAGCGACUGUAGAGGAACCCCUCCCACUGGUGGCUCCUGCAGCUCCAGAGCCAAAGCCCAAGUCCCUCAGUCUGGCAGAGUACAGACGACUUCGGCUGCAGAAGAAGCCUGUUGCGGUUCAAAACCAAGGCGACAACAGCACCAAGUGGCCAAGCCUUCCGGAGCUGCCCAAAGAAUUGCCCCCUAUCCUCUGUUUGCCUCAUCCCAGCCCCAGGGAUACUCGGUGGCCCACCUUCCAGGCUGCAAAGCAGGUGGUGGAGGUCAAACCCACCUGGCAACCCCGGGGACCCUGUGCCCCGCCCACGCCUGAGGCGCUGUUAGUGCCACCCGCCUAUAUGGUCGCCUCAACCAACAAGACUGCUGUCCCUACACAGUCAAAAGUGUCAAAAGAAGUAUCGAGUCCAAAGCCAAAUGUGCCCCAAAAACCUUCAGCCGGUACACCUGAUUCUGUCAACACUCUCGUCUCUGAAUGCCAGCCAGUGCACCAACCAACAGACAAGUGUCCUAAACUGUCAGAAGACAAGACUGAAGUCACUGAGAGGCUUCCACACUUUGUCAAAACCACUGCACAGACAAUCCAGUGCAACUCUGCUGCUGUUGUUCCUAUUCCCAGUCCCCUGCAGAAGACCCCAGUUUGCCAGAAUGUGCCCAAGGUCAUUCCUCACUCCACUCCUUCCACAAACAAUUGCAGUAAAUCUGCAAAGGCCCCAACAAUGAAUCCCAAAGCCUCUUCUACUCCAUCCGUUAAUCCAUUGGCUUCCUCAAGUCUUAAAUCAAAACUAGUUGUGCUUAAACCAAAACCUCAAGUCGCAUCAACGGGAGCUCCAAAGGCAAAGAGUCCCACACAGGAGCUGAUUGAGUCCUUCACUGCUGAGAUGGGUAUUGAGGCAGCUGAUCUGACCAGCCUGUUGGAGCAGUUUGAGGAAACACAAGCCAAAGAGCAACAAAGUAUACUGGAGGUCUGUGGUAGAGCAACAGCUGUAGGAAACUCUAGUGCCGAAUUUGCACAUGAGAGAACUGUUGUGGAGCGUGUCAGAGCCAAUGAUCUCUCAAGCCCUGCAGCUUUGACUCCUCCAGCCACUCCUCCACACCAGAUGUGGAAACCUCUGGCCCCCAUUGCCCUUCUUGGAAAGGCCAAGGCCUCAGAGUCCUCCAAAAUGAACCCAUCUAAGGCUAUUCAGAUAGAGGCCCGUCCUCUGACCUCAGCCAGAUUCCGUACCAAACCCACUGAAGCUGCCGCCUCUGUGCCUUACAAUGUGGUGUGCAUGGAUCAUGAUUACUGCCUCCCCAGCAGACAUGCUUCUACUGGGGAAGCAGGCAAGCGCUGGAAUGUCAAACAGCAGAUCUCAAUUAAAGCCAUCAAGCACCCUAUUGCAACCACUACAGUGCCCCCGUGUGUCCAGGAGACCACCUGCCAGUUGAACCCCAACACACAAACAUCUUUAGCACCUCCAGUGACUUUGAAUGAUGACAUUGAUAGGAUAGAGAGGUCCUCUGUUCUUGAGACUCCAGAAGCUUCUCCAGCGCGGCAGGAGAGCGAAUUGACUGAAAGCAGUCUUAGGAAGAGGACUUUUGAGAGGUCCUAUCGUUGGCAUGCUGCCUCUCGCAGUCCCGGCCCCAAACAGGGGGGGCGAAAACGAAGAUCCCAACGUUCCCCCUCGGAGUCCAGCAGCUUUGAGUCUGAUUCCCACUCAUCUCGAUCUCGGUCGAGAUCCCACUUGCCAUCCAAGAAAAGGUUUCGUCAUCGCCGCUCUCGCAGCAGAUCCAGCUGUUCAUCUCGUUCCUCUUCAUGGUCCUCUGUAUCCCGCUCUCCUCCCAGGAGGAGAAAAUACUCAUAUUCCUCCUCUCACUCUGGUUCUUGGAGUCGCUCUCGAUCGCGGUCUCAUUCUCCCCAAAGACGAGCGCCAUGCAGGAGAACCAGAACUCUUUGCAGUCCUUCAUAUCAGAGUACAUAUGGGUAUGCUGCUGAGGAUGUGAAGUCUCGCAAAGACAAAGCCAUAGAGGAGAGACGGGUGGUUUACAUUGGUCGAAUUCGAGGCACAAUGACACAAAGGGAGCUCAGAGAUCGUUUCUCCUACUUUGGUGAAGUAGAGGAUUGUACUCUGCACUUUAGGGAACACGGGGACAACUAUGGGUUUGUGACUUACUACGACACCAAGGAUGCUUUCACCGCCAUUGAAAAUGGGAGCAAACUGCGCAAGCCUGACGAGCUGCCAUUUGAUCUGUGCUUUGGUGGAAGGAGGCAGUUCUGCAAAACCACCUAUGCUGACCUAGAUUCUAACAGAGACUACGACCCACCAGCUUCAAAAGGCAAGAUGAAGACACUAGACUUUGACACUUUACUGAAGCAGGCCCAGCGAAGUUUGAAGAGGUAACAGGAGGCCUGGCGCAGGAAGCACCAAACUUACCUCAAGAGCAAAACUUGUCUUUUCAGUUUGUUGUGGAAUUUGUUUUGUUUGUUUACAUUUAUUUUGUUUGGGCAAGUCUAAUACCUUCUAUCGAAGUGGAAAUUUAUAAUUAAAUGAGUAAAAGACAUUAAAAAAUGUAAUGUGACAAUUUUGUAAUAUUUAACUGUAAAAACAAAAUGAAAUGUAUGGAGAGAAUCACUUUUAAGGGUGAAAACAAAAGUGGCAUCCUUAAAUGUUGGGAGAGGAUGUGAUACAUUCAAAUAUUCUGCAAACAUCAAUUAAAAACAGGAACCUGAAA